UCCGUUCACGGCCGUAAACUUGUAUAAUGUUUAAACUUGUGCAGGAAGUCAGAGCGGAUUAACAGCCGAGCUAAAACAACGCUAUUUAUUAACUGCACCGCUAGUACGUCUGUUGCAAUGGAUUGCUGUCUUAUAUCUGCGCUGUGGUACUUCAUAUUAGUUUAUAUAGUCAUUCACUUGCUGGCAUUCUUUUUUGCGGAUGCAGACUUGACGUUACUGUGGGCAAGUUUGCUCGGACGCAAGUCAGAAGUGAAGUUGAAGGGUCAGGUGGUGUGGGUCACUGGUGCAUCCAGUGGCAUCGGAGAGGAACUCGCCUAUCAGCUGGCUCGGUGUGGCUCACGCCUCAUUCUGUCUGCUCGCCGUGAGGAUGAGCUGAGGAGGGUGAAACGGCUAUGCUUAGAGUCCUCGUGCCUGAAGGAUGAGGAUAUUCUUGUUCUUCCGCUGGAUUUGUUGGAGAGGACCACCCAUGAGGCCAAAACCCAAGCUGUAAUUGAAUACUUUGGACAUAUUGACAUCCUGAUAAACAAUGGAGGCCGAAGCCAGCGUUCUUUGUUCUUGGAAACGAGUGUCGACGUUUUCAAUGCUUUGAUGGAGCUCAACUACCUGGGUACCGUGUCCCUCACCAAGCAGGUGUUACCUCACAUGACGCAGCGCGGCACCGGCGCCAUCGUGACCAUCAGCAGCGUGCUGGGCCUCGCCGGGGCGCCUCUGGCGUCGGGAUAUGCUGCCAGCAAACAUGCUCUUCAGGGUUUUUUUAAUUCCCUUCGAACUGAGCUCAAUGACUACCCAAAGAUACUCAUCAGCACAGUGUGUCCAGGACCUGUGCAAUCAUUCAUAACACAAAAUGCCUUCACUGAAGAUUUGCACAAGGGUGUGGCUUCAUCUGCUGACCAGGGGCACAAGAUGCCCACUAGUCGCUGUGUGUCUUUAAUACUGGCGGGAAUUGCCAAUGAUGUCAAGGAAAUGUGGAUUGCGCAGCAACCCUUCCUGGCUUUCUACUAUGCCUGGCAGUACGCCCCCACCUUCGCUUGGUUCAUCACAAACAUCCUGAGCAAGAGAAGGGUACAAAAUUUCAAGUCUGGGCUGGAUGCAGACUUGGCCUACUUCACCAAGCCGAAGAGCUCAUAAAAAAUGGCUUCUGUACAGCGAUCCUUUUUGUGUGCAGUGAACGAUCAGCUUCUUGCAAGUCGUUUUAUUAUAUACAUAUAAAAAUGAGCAAUAUGUACAGGACUAUGAUGAUUGUUGAAAUAUUUUGUAAACAAGUGAACUGUAAACAAAUAAAUUGCACUCAACGCGUACAGCAUGAUAUACCAAAGGCACAUCCUUGAUCUCUUGACAAAAUAAUUCUGUUUCCCUUUUUAAGCAGAAAAGGUGGGGUCAUUAUUUGAAUGGUGUAAUGAAUCAACAUUUUAAGAGUCCUGUGUCAUGUAUCUGUUGUAAAUUAGCUGAUGUGUCAGUCCUAAUGUGAGUUUUCUAUCUUGAUCCGUCUUUCUCCGUGGUACUGGACUAAAGCACCAUGAUAAAUAAAUGCAAAU
This is a messenger RNA of Syngnathus acus (greater pipefish), 1535 nucleotides long. It is a transcript of the gene dhrs7, whose product is annotated as dehydrogenase/reductase (SDR family) member 7. The transcript has 7 exons. Bases 118 to 1128 code for a protein of 336 amino acids. The record is from RefSeq and is a predicted model, not a curated record. NCBI's taxonomy places the organism in Eukaryota, Metazoa, Chordata, Actinopteri, Syngnathiformes, Syngnathidae. Gene Ontology annotation, molecular function: oxidoreductase activity.